GCUCAUUCUAGUAUGACAGACAGCCUUCCAAGUUAGCUCCUCCGGCGAUUGUUGAAUGGACCUCUGAACAUUUACGAUCUCAUGUCCGACCAAUGAUAUAUCUCAUCAGUUUAACAUUUUCUAUGUUGUAGCUCGGUUUUCUUUCGAUCAUCCAAACGGAGCCAGAUCCGAUUCGACUCGAAUCACAAUGGGAUUACUACGGACCAUAGCGCUCGUCAUCCUUGGAAUUUCAGGUUUCGUAUUUGUCGCCCUCUUUGGAAAACUUCCUGCAUUUCGCAAAACUCCCAUUGGGUUCUUGAAUCGAGUUCUCUGGAUACAUAUCCCGAAUGGGCUCGCAUACUUCGAUGACCGACUGUUUAGUGGCCGGCUCUUCUCUUGCUGCAGUCGAGCUGGCAACUAUGUUCUCAACGAGAACCACCCGCUUGUCCUUAUAUUCUUCGCCUCACUCCUGGUAGCUGGCCAGUGUAUGUUCAUUCCAGCCGCUUGGGCCAGGAUCUCCAUGGUCCAUCACCUAUGGAUCCCGCUCAUCGUAAUCUUCCCUUAUUACUUCUUAUAUGCGAGCAUAACCACCAAGUCCUUUAUCACACUGAGGAACCAUGCGGAGGAAAUGGAACGCUACCCUUACGAUAGGGUUCUCUUCCAUCCCGGCCACCGGUGCAGUACUUGUCGGUUUCUGAAGCCGGCGCGAAGCAAGCACUGCAGCACCUGCGGAGCAUGUGUUUCCCGACACGACCAUCACUGCGUGUGGCUUAUGAACUGUGUUGGGUUGCACAACUACCACUACUUUCUGUCGCUGAUCUUAUCGCUCUGUGUCAUGUUGGUUUAUGGCUCAUGCCUUGGAUACACCCUGUUGCACCAGACCUACGACAAACUGAUCCCCGCAGAUAGUUCUCUGCGAACCACGCGCCAGAGCUGGACCACCUUUGCCAACGUCUGGGCCGUGGUCAUUGCUGCCGAUGUUCGCAUCGGCGCGACCACCCUGUUAAUGACUAUGACCGCCCCUUUGGCAGGGGCGUUCCUUGUGUACCAUACCUAUCUGAUCUGGGCCGGGAUGACCACCAACGAAAGCUCCAAGUGGGCUGACUGGAAGGAAGAUGUUGCCGAUGGCUACGUGUACAAAUCGGCCAAGGCUGAAAUUUAUGCCAAAUCGCCCCUACUCGCAGAAUCCCAGGGGCCGCCAACAGACUGGCCUUUGAGCAGUGAGCAGGUCCUCGCUCUCAAUGGGGAGCCUCCGAGAGAAGGGCAUCUGUUGUCUCCAAAUUCAAAUGAGAUAGAUGGGCCGGUGGACCGCGAUGCUGCCAUCGAUCCCAGGUGGACCCCAGUCCAUAGUAUGAGAGAGAUCGACAACAUCUAUGAUCUCGGGUUCUGGAACAACCUGCGCCAUGUGUUCGGACUCUCAAUCCAUCCAAAGGCACUCGUCACUUAUUCCCCGCCCAAGAUGGCCGACCGGGCAACAGCGGAGAUGAAGCCCAAGUGCACCCCCGCCGAGCUUAUGCUCAAAGUUAUUUUAACGGGGACCUUGAGCCACUAUGAGACCCGCGGCAUGAUCGACGACAAGCGGCUGGAGCACAUGCUUUCUGCGGGCAAACAGAUUUUAUACAAGACGCACCAAGAAAGCGAUGUCAGGCAUAAUCUCGGGUUGUCGCCGGACAUCUGGCAAGGGUUCACAGAUGUGUUAACAAAGGCGAUCCCCGUUCUCGAGUCCCAGUCCUUCGCUUGGAAAAGCCCCCCGACCGCCAACUACGAUCACUCUUCCUCCAACCUCAUAGCCUACAACUACUUCUCGCUCGUCAAGGAUAUCGAGCGCCUCAACGACUUAUGUACCAUCGCCCGCAAUCUACUCGCCACCACGAAAAAGGCCCAGAAUAUGGCAGCGGAGAAGGGCUUCGACCAACGGAUUCUCGCUUUGGUCGAUACCUGUGUUCGAGUCACCGCGCGGGGAUUCGACGGCGAAACGAAUGCACGGAAUGAGGAGCGCUGGCAGAAAGUCGUCAACCUCUACAAGCGUCUUCUGAUCACGUGCCUGCAGUUCAUGCACAACUUCAUCAUGCACAACGAGCAGCGCAAGAUGGUUUUGUGGCUCGACUUGUUCGGAUACCAUUCCACCGGGGACUCGAACAUCAUCCAACCCAGAGAACCGCUUGAUCCGGCCUUCGCUCAGCCUGAAGGGGUGGCGCCGAUUGUCAAGACCGGGGAACGAAUCGUCAACCCUCCGAUCCGGGCCCUUUACGACCAGACCGCGGAGGACUUGCUUCUGGAAACGAUCUCUAAUUUCCCCCGGGAGCCGGCUACGAUCAAGGAGGAGGCGGCAAUGCUGCUGCUUGCGAACAUCAAAGAUCACAUGGAGAAGCUGCUUGGGCGCGACUUGACCGCAAUACAAGAAAUGGGGAAGGAUCCGGAGCAGGUCAAGGAGAUCCGCGCAGCUUUGACUGCCAUACUCGGAGCCAAGGUAGAAGGGUGGUCCGAUCUCCAAGACAGAGCCAAGGACCUCCCACCAGCCCUGCCGGAAGACGAACCACCUCGCAAAAAGGCCAUCGUCACAAUAGACCGGAGCGCAACAGCUGGGUUCCCGCGGGUUUGCUGGACCGAUCUCCCCGAUCUUAGCGAGUACGGGGCGCUUUCUGCUGGUGACGCGGUUGUUAUGGAGGAGGAUAUGAGUAUGCCCCGGUCGGCUCAGUCUGCAGCCGAGACUCUGCAGGAGGCAAAGGACGAGUUGAUGGCGCGGUUGCAAGAGAGCUCCCAAAUCGGUGGCGACGCAGACCAGGACUACGAUACUGGAGAUGCGGGUACUGUUGGUGAUGAUGAUUCGCGCAGUCUGGAGGCUGUUGCAGAUGGAAGUAUGGAGGAGGAAGAAGAGGAUGAUGACGAAGACGACGAUGACUACCGUGGUCGUCCAGGAGAUCAACAGCGCGGCUUGCUUACGGAUAUUCCGCUUGUACUGGGACCAGCAGAGAUCGAAGCGCUUCCGAUGAUCAUCCAGGCAGGUAUUGUCGACAGCUUCGGGCUGAAGGGUGGAGAGAGAACAGGGUCACGGAAUAUGCAGGCGCUGCGAUGCCAUAUCCUGCUCACGCAAGAAACCGGUCGAAACCUACUAAGGGAGUUGUUGAUCUUCAUUGCCGCCUGGGAUCUUCCCGAUGACGAGCUAUACUUCAAGAUGAUGGUUCAGAUCAUGGAUGCAGUCCUGAAAAACGGUCUCAUGUCGCAUGCGUAUUCCGAUUUCGGUCAACCUAAGGAUAUCAUCUCUCCUGCGCAGGCUGUCGUGGUAAAGAUCCUCACGCAUAUCUUCCGAGCAAAGUAUUCUCCGGCGUCGGUCACUGGCACACCCCAGCAUACCACAAGCAAGAACCCAGCGCCUCUGUCCCGCGUGGAUAUCCUUACCGUUCGGUACAUCUUCACCAUCUUCCGAGGCAACAUUAUCCCUGAGACUUGUGCUUUGAUUUACUUGCAGGGGCAGAUCCGAGCCGGAAGAGCCUUGCCAGAGGACUUCCCCUUGAAUCUGUGGGAUAUGGAGCGGGUCUACGAAGGUGUCUACCAAUUCUUGGAGUUUUUCGCCGUGCUGACUGAAAACAACGACUGGAAGAAUCUGCUUGUCAAGUGGGAGAUUGUGUAUGACUUGGUGACAUUGAUCAAGGAGCUUGAGGCCAGCAUUCCUAAGGGCCAGCUGAGUUCUCUCACUCUGGGCCGCAACAGUCCGUCCAGAGACCAUCAGUCCAACUUGAGCUCCGGACCCGUUGCAGUCGAGAGACCAUAUGAUCCCGGUGACCCCGACCCCGUCGAUGCCGGGCCCGGCUCAAGAGCUGAGUCGCCCCCAAUCACAGAGGAUCCGUCCGAAUUCGAGUGGCGCAAUCUUAAGAAGCUGGUUGUGCUUGUUCUCUCGUCUUUGGUGUGGAAGUGCCCAGAGGUACAAGACCAGAUCCGGCGCUACGGGGGUGUGGAGACUAUCCUGUCCUGCACCAACUUCGACGCUCACAACCCCUACAUUAAGGAGCAUGCUGUCAUGUGUCUGAAAUUCUUGCUGGAGGGUAACCGCGAGAACCAGAAGAUGGUGGAGGAGUUGGAGGCGCGAGAGGUGGUCAAGGAUGACAAUGGGGUCCUAGAGAGAAGCGGCCUGGAAGCUAUCAUUGACAAGGCGGGCAAGCUAGCCCUCCGCCCCAAGGAGGAGCUGUGACCGGGCCCGGCCCUCGUGGCCGUGAGUGUAAAUUGUAAAAUGUAC
Aspergillus homomorphus CBS 101889 is the source of this 4213-nucleotide messenger RNA. Its product is annotated as essential cytoplasmic protein Ctr86. Gene Ontology annotation, molecular function: palmitoyltransferase activity. Gene Ontology annotation, cellular component: cytosol. The transcript has 5 exons. Lineage: Eukaryota; Fungi; Ascomycota; Eurotiomycetes; Eurotiales; Aspergillaceae. The coding region runs from base 188 to 4168 and encodes 1326 amino acids. The record is from RefSeq and is a predicted model, not a curated record.